Colletotrichum higginsianum IMI 349063 is the source of this 2112-nucleotide messenger RNA. RefSeq lists its product as uncharacterized. Lineage: Eukaryota; Fungi; Ascomycota; Sordariomycetes; Glomerellales; Glomerellaceae. The record is from RefSeq and is a predicted model, not a curated record. Bases 1 to 2112 code for a protein of 703 amino acids. The transcript is spliced from 3 exons.
AUGGCCCUCCCUCCCCGCCUCGUUGACGUUGCUCAGAGGGUCAACCUUGUAAUGCCUGUUGUUCGACGACUCCCGAGCGCUUCUCCAGUGCCCCAGGAGGUCUCGCUAGUCGCACCAUACGGAGACUGCCCGGCACGACACCUUGUGUUAUUAAAUCGCAGAUCUCGCCGGCAAACUGGGUUCGUUUCUCGAACGUCCGACUCGGCGCAAUGCCUUACCCCUUCAGGAGGGCCCAGAGCAAGUUCCCCUUCGACCCGUCAACAAAACCCCCCGCCGUCUUCCCCGUCCACGAAAGACAAGAAAGAAAAAGAGACUAACACAACUCCUCCAUGGACAGUGCCCGUCCUGACGCCGCAAGACGAGAUGGAAAACGCCUCGAUCCUCCGUAACGACGCCGACAACGGCUACUUCCAGGGCCUCCCCGCGCGGCGCAAGUCCAAGAUGAAGGUGCUGAUGAAGGUGUUCUCGCGGUGGGCCAUCACCAUGUGCGUCAUCAUGUCCAUCUACACCGUCAUCAUCGUCUACUCGGGCAGGACGGUCAUGAACCAGACGACGAAGCGGCAGUACAACGCGCUCAUCACGGGCCUCUCCAUCGCGCUGGGUCUCGCGGUGGCCAGCAGCCUCAACCACAUGGUGGCGGAGCUGCGGUGGUGGAUCCUGAGCCGCCGGUUCAGGUCGAAGCGCAAGGUCGAGCUGAUUCUGCAGGCCGACAACCUGAAGCACACCAUCAUGCUGGCGGUGCGGUCCAAGAGGUGGUCGAUCCAUCUGGCGGCCCUGGGCUGGCUCAUCCUGACGAUUGGCUCCCAAGUCGGUCUCGCCGCCAUUGGGCUGUGCUACUCGACCGAAACGGCCGACAAACGAGCGUUGCUGGUCCCGGGAAACGUGUCGAUUGCGAACAUGGACACCAUCGAGACGGCCAAGAUUGUCCAGUCAAAGUCCAAUUCACUGGGCGCUCAGCAGUACACGGCGAACAGCUACGGCACCAUGUCCCUGGCAUACGACACGGCCACCAUCGAGGAAGCACCUUCGGCCCGAGCCAUCUUCGUGCCGAGCGACCCCCUGAUGUUCUGCUCCGAAGACCACUGCAAAUACGUGUUCCACGAGACGUCCCAGGAGUCCAUCGCGGACCUGAACAGCAACCCGGUGACCGUCGCGACGGACCGCAGCAUCAACGCGACGACCAGGUGCACGGCGUGGCCCGUGACGGCCGGCGGCAACGGCACGAGCCCCAACAUCACCGUCGUGACCGAGAACAACCGCCGUUUCGUCAUCGGCGUCCCCGUCCGCGGCGGCACCGACCAGACGACCUUCAUGACCAGAAGCACGUACGCGUGCGGCCCCGGGUGCGCGACGGUGACGGCCUUCGAGGCCUCGGACAGCUCGCCGUGGUACUACGCCUGCAACAUCACCGUCGGCGAGGUCGCCAACGCCACGCGGCCGGAGCACCUGGUCGGCUCCAACCUGACGGCGCUGGCGGCCGCCGCCAUCGCGCUCCAGGGGUACGCGGCGUCGUCGCUGGUCAACUCGACGGACUUCCAGUACCAGAUGUACCCGGCCGAGUCCGUCUUCGGCACGCCCAAGGACGGCAAGACGUGGAUGAUGGAGGGGAUGCUGUCGAGGUUCGCCAUCGGCGUCGUCGCGAUGGCGGCGGAGAUCAACGUGGAGCAGGUCGUCGAGGGGAUGAUGCCGAUGAAGGGCACCAAGCUCAGCGUGUCGCACUGGAACCUGAUCCACUUGAUCCUGACGCUGACGGCGGCGCUGCAGCUGGCGCUCGGCAUCGCGGCGGCGCUGGUGGCCAACCGGGUCGUGGUGCCGGACGGCGGCGCCGUCGAGAUGGCGCAGGUGAUGCGGACGAUGGCGAUCCGAGACCGGACGGCCGAGACCGCGGGCGAGGCCGGCGAGAAGGGGCUCGCCGCCGGGGCCGGGGCCGGGGGGCCGGUCACGUCAUUGUGGAUCUAUCGGGACCGGGUGUCGUCACAGGAGGGCCUGUACGACUUGCACAUGGAGGAGCAGCGGUUCCAUGCGAGGGCCGAGGACGGCAUGAUCGAGAUGAGCCAUCAGCGGCCGGACACGGGGCGGACCAGUCGGGCGUCGACGGCGGCGAAGACGUAG